UCCCACUAAACCUUUCCGUAACGGUUGCGUGGGUAACGCGACGCCCGUAACAAUGGAUAUUCAGCGCUCCCUCGACCUCUUGCAUAUGACUAUCUAUUCUCAGAGCAUCUCUCCUUGUGGCAAGUUCUUAGCUGCCGGGAACAACUUUGGGGAGAUUGCCAUAUUCAGCCUCUCGGCAGCAUUGAGUUCAGAGGCCAAGGAUGAGAGUAAGAAGCCAGUGGUAUCCUUUGCAGCCCACGACGGUCCCAUCUAUGCCAUGGUCUCCACAGACCGGCAGUUACUGAGUGCUGGUAACGGUGAAGUCAAGGCCUGGAACUGGAGCGAGAUUGUGAAGAAGGGUUGCAAGGAAGCCUGGAGCAGGAGGCCACCUUACGGGAGCAGCCUGGAGGUGCCAGAAAUCAACAGCCUUCAGCUCAACCUCAAGGAUAACAGUCUUCUAAUGGCUGGAGGAGAUUGUGCUAUCCACAUGAUGGAUUUGGAAUCGGGAACCUUCACCCAUGAAUAUCGGGGCCACACGGAUUACAUCCACUGCCUGGCGCUUCGGGAUCAACUUCGAGAGUGCCUGUCAGGAAGCGAGGACGGCACCGUGCGCCUUUGGGAUUUGCGUUCCGGAGGUCAAGUGCAGUGCAUUGAAGUGCAUAAGUAUGAGGAAUGCAGCCGGCCGCAGAACGGGAAAUGGAUCCGUUGCCUAGCAACAGACUCUGACUGGAUGGUGUGUGGUGGGGGCCCAGCACUCACGCUGUGGCACCUUCGGUCUGUCACGCCCACCACCGUCUUUCCCUUGCCGCAGUGUCAGCAGCAGGUCACGUUCUACCAGGACCUGAUCCUCUCUGCUGGCCACGGCCCGACCAUCAACCACUUGCAGAUCAGCGGGGAAGUGAAGGCCCAGAUCCCCUGCACCCCCAGUUGCAUCCACUCGCUUUCCAUCAACGAACACUCGCCAGAGCACAAGGUGCUCACAGCAGCUGGAAGCAGCCACCGGAUCGACGUCUUCACCAACUUCAGCUACCGAGCCUUUUCUCUCGUCUUCACCUAGUGCCCUCCUUUGCGGGUCAAAGAGACUUGAAAGCAUAUAAUUAAUUGGGAUCGCAGGAAGUGCUUUUCUUCCAACUGUCAAUAAUGCCCCUUCCCGGGACUGUUCUCUCGAAAGGACCAAAGUUUUAAAAAACAAACCGCAUCUUGAACUCCAAGGGGUACUACAUUUCCACCCUCCCUCUUCCCUGUGGUUAACUCACCUGGAGCGUAAUCAGCACGCUCGGUCAUCGCCGUGUACCAUGGAAAGGAACGCAUUAAAUCUGUCUCAACCGAAA
Sphaerodactylus townsendi is the source of this 1310-nucleotide messenger RNA. It is a transcript of the gene THOC6, whose product is annotated as THO complex 6. Gene Ontology annotation, cellular component: transcription export complex; THO complex. Gene Ontology annotation, biological process: mRNA export from nucleus. Gene Ontology annotation, molecular function: protein binding. The transcript has 13 exons. The record is from RefSeq and is a predicted model, not a curated record. The coding region runs from base 53 to 1036 and encodes 327 amino acids. Lineage: Eukaryota; Metazoa; Chordata; Lepidosauria; Squamata; Sphaerodactylidae.